AAAACAAAUGACUGUAUUAGGUAACGCUCAGUGUGCUGCGUGCCGUAUUAAGCAUAACUGGUGCUUGUAGUCGUCAACAGUUUAGUGUUAGUGAGUUAAAUUCAUUAAUAAAUGUAAUUAAAUUAGUCAUGUUGUACCUCAUCUGGUUUGUGGUGAUUAUUGCGGCCUUGGUAUUGUACCAUCAUCAGGUAUACUCCAGGUUCGCUAAAUAUGAGGUGAAGCACUUCAAUCCAGUCCCGAUUUUGGGUAACAUGAUCCGAGUCAUACUGCGCACUGAGCACUUCGCGAAUGAUCUCCAAAGAUACUACGACCACUUUCCGGAGGAAAGAUUUGUCGGACGAUACGAGUUUGUGAAACCAACAAUAAUAGUGAAGGAUCUAGACCUGGUGAAGAAGGUAACUAUUAAGGACUUCGAGCAUUUCUUAGAUCACCGUACAAUUGUUAACGAGAAAAUAGAACCUGUCUUUGGAAGAAACUUACUGUCGUUGAAAGGUCAAGAAUGGAAGGAUAUGCGAGCAACUUUGAGUCCAGCGUUCACUAGUUCUAAAAUGAGACUGAUGGUGCCCUUUAUGGUGGAAGUUGGAGAUCAGAUGAUACAAGCUCUUAAGGCUAAAAUCAGAGAUUCAGGAAACAACUUCAUUGAUGUUGAGGCAAAAGAUUUGACGACCCGGUACGCCAAUGACGUCAUCGCCUCCUGCGCCUUCGGACUGAAGGUAGACUCGCAUAUGCAAGAAAAGAACGAGUUCUACGAAAAGGGGAAGACUGCAUCCGCUUUCGGAUUCCGGCAAAUGCUCAUGUUUUUUCUUUUCAUUUCCUUCCCAAGAUUAAUGUCGAAACUAAAAUUGACAUUGUUCACCAAGGACACUACAAAUUUCUUUAUAAAUUUAGUGCUUGGUACAAUGACGAACAGGAAGACGCUUCAUAUUGUCAGACCAGAUAUGAUACAUCUACUGAUGGAAGCUAAAAAAGGAAAAUUGACAUAUGACGAUAGGACGCUGCAAGACACUAACGCCGGGUUUGCAACUGUAGAGGAAUCGACUCUAGGAAGAAAAGUUAUUGACAAAGUAUGGUCCGACACUGACUUGGUAGCUCAAGCUGUUCUAUUUCUGAUCGCCGGCUUCGAGACUGUAUCCUCAGCUAUGACGUUCGCUCUGCACGAGCUGGCUCUCAACCCUGAAGUGCAAGAGAAACUAGUGCAGGAGAUAAAGGAGAAUAAUAUGAAAAACGACGGCAAAUUUGAUUAUAAGUCGAUUCAGAAUAUGGCAUACAUGGAUAUGGUAGUCUCAGAGGUACUUAGAUUGUGGCCGCCUGCUGUCGGUCUUGACAGGAUAUGCACUAAAGACUACAACUUGGGCAAACCCAAUAGCAAGGCAACCAAGGAUUACAUAAUACGCAAAGGCGAAGGUCUCUUCGUUCCAACAUUUAACAUACACCGAGAUCCAGAAUUAUUUCCGAAUCCAUUGAAGUUUGAUCCUGAACGCUUUUCCGAGGAAAACAAACAUAAAAUUCAACCACUAUCUUACAUGCCGUUCGGAUUAGGCCCUAGAAACUGUAUUGGUUCGAGAUUUGCUCUCUGUGAAGUGAAAGUCAUGUUAUAUCAACUGCUACAACAUAUGGAGGUAACUUCGUGUGAGAAGACAUGUCUAAAGACAGAGCUCGCCACAGACACCUUUAACUUGCGAAUCAAAGGAGGACAUUGGAUACGGUUGAAAAUUCGAUCAUAGAGUAAAUAAAAAAAAACAAUGUUAUAAGAAAAAAAAGGUUAGGCGUGGGUUCAAAUUUAUACUGCUUUGGAAAUUGUACAUUCACAUAUUAAUUUACUAAAAUACAUAUAACUGUUUUUUCAAUGUAAUCAUUUCUUGUAAAUUAUAUACAUAACGAUACAAGAAUA
Molecule: messenger RNA, 1891 nt
Organism: Galleria mellonella (greater wax moth)
Lineage: Eukaryota; Metazoa; Arthropoda; Insecta; Lepidoptera; Pyralidae
Product: cytochrome P450 9e2
Exons: 11
Coding region: 129-1724 (531 amino acids)
Molecular function (GO): heme binding; iron ion binding; monooxygenase activity
Source: RefSeq, a predicted model, not a curated record